AUGAGGUUUCUUUCGACCUUCGUUCUCGCCCUCUCUUACCUCGCUACCGUAGUGGAUGCAUACGACGACCCGUUAAUACGCCUCGACUAUGGCUCCUUCCAGGGCAAAUACGACACAAGCUAUAACCUUUCAUAUUUCCGGAAAAUACCCUUCGCGGCACCACCCACAGGAGAAAACCGCUUCCGCGCCCCUCAGCCACCGCUGCAAAUUACAAAUGGCGCCUUUGAUACGGACCAGACCUUCGACAUGUGUCCCCAGCGCACGGUCAACGGCUCCGAGGACUGCUUAUACUUGGGUCUGUUUUCUCGCCCAUGGGAUACAUCCAAGGAUGUACGCAGGCCGGUGCUAGUCGUGUUCUAUGGCGGCGCAUUUAUCCAAGGCGAUGCGGCGUUCACUAUGCCCCCGUCUUCGUUUCCCGUGCUCAAUGCGAGCACACUGAAUGACUACGUGGUUAUUUAUCCGAACUACCGAUUAAAUGCGUUUGGAUUCUUGCCUGGAAAGGCUAUUAAAGCGUCGUCUACUUCAGACCUCAAUCCCGGCCUCCUGGACCAGCAGUACGUCCUGAAAUGGGUGCAGAACAAUAUCCACCAUUUUGGCGGUGACCCUCACAAUGUCUCGAUUUGGGGCCAGUCUGCCGGUGCAGGGUCAGUGGUGGCGCAAGUUCUGGCGAAUGGACGCAAUGGACAGCCCAAGCUCUUCUCGAAGGCUCUCGCCAGCUCCCCGUUUUGGCCCAAGACAUAUGCCUAUGAUGCACCCGAGGCGGAGGAUAUUUACAACCAGCUUGCUAAUUUGACUGGCUGUGCGGAGCAUGGCCAUGGUCAUGAGACUUUGGCUUGCCUGAAGUCCGUCGAUGUGCAAACUAUCCGCGAUGCGAGCCUUGUUAUCGAUGCAGAGCACACCUGGACAACGAGCUCGUAUACAUGGGCGCCUGUCAUCGACGGCGAGUUCUUGGCAGACACAUUGACUGAAGCCGUGAGCAGUGGAACACUAAACACGGAGUUUGUUUGGGGGAUGUAUAACAGCCACGAGGGACAGAAUUUUAUACCCUCGGGCCUACAAAAGGCAGCGUUGACAGGCGGGUAUAAUUCGUCAACUGCGAGUUUCCACCAGUGGUUGACGGGAUUCUUGCCGGGGCUGUCACCAAAGCAGAUCGAGGCUGUGGAAAAUGAGCACUACCCAGCAGAAGGAAGCACCGAAACCAUCGACGAGUAUAAUACAACCUAUAUCCGCGCUGGUCUGAUCUACAGAGACGUGGUUCUUGCAUGUCCGGCUUAUUGGAUUGCCUCGGAUGCGCAGAGAAGGGGCUAUCUUGGAGAAUACACCAUCUCACCCGCGACUCACGGCAGUGAUACUAUCUAUUGGAAUCGCAUCAAUGUAGUGCAGACGUCGAAUCCUGUCGUGUAUGAAGGAUAUGCUGGUGCCUUCGCCAGCUUCUUCCAGACAGGCGACCCGAACGCGCAUAAAUUGACCAACUCGUCUGAGCCAGGGGUUCCAGAGCUACAGAACACUGGGGAAGAGUUCGUGAUUGUGGAUCGUGGAUUUGAGAAUGUCCGCCUGGCACAACUCAAGGAGCGGUGUGAUUUUUGGCGAAGCCUGGGCAAGAAAAUUCCUGUUUAA
Molecule: messenger RNA, 1617 nt
Organism: Penicillium canariense
Lineage: Eukaryota; Fungi; Ascomycota; Eurotiomycetes; Eurotiales; Aspergillaceae
Product: putative carboxylesterase
Exons: 2
Coding region: 1-1617 (538 amino acids)
Source: RefSeq, a predicted model, not a curated record